AGUGCUCGGCUGACCCGGAGACCGGCGCUUCGUUGACACUGGCUGCUGUCGUCUGUCUCUGAGGUGUCAACCUCUUGGCGGUGAAGGUCAGAGUGCAGACCUGAAACUACUGCUCACGGACUUCAAACUCCAGUUUAUCUGUGCUCCGGCUUCCUGACUUAGUCUCAGAAGACUUAGGCUGAGGCCCCAGGAGGAGAUCUCCAUCCUUUGGAGGAGCACAACAGAAUGGCCACAUCCCAGGAAUCAUUGACCUUCAAGGACGUGUUCGUGGACUUCACCCUCGAGGAGUGGCAGCAACUGGACUCUGCCCAGAAGAACCUCUACAGGGACGUCAUGCUUGAGAACUACAGCCACCUGGUGUCCGUGGGGUAUCUGCUUGCCAAGCCAGAUAUGAUCUUCAGGUUGGGACCAGGAGAAGAGUCCUGGAGGGCAGAUGGAGGGACCCCGGUGCGCACCUGUGCAGAAGUCUGGCAAGUUGACAAGCAGAUAGAUGACUACAAGGAAAGCCAAGACAAACUUCCAUGGCAAGCUGCAUUCACAGGCAAAGAAACACUGAAGGAUGAAAGUGGUCAAGUAUGUAAAAUAUGUAGAAAAAGCAUUUAUCUCAGCACAGACUUUGCUUCUGUAAAACAAAGACUCCCUAAAUAUUACUCAUGGGGAGGGUGUUCAAAACAUAAUUUAAUCUUUCUUAGUCAAAAUAGUAGCUAUGUAAGAAAGAAAGAUGAUGGAUGUAAGGCAUAUUGGAAAGUAUGCCUCCAUUCUAACCUUCAUAAAGCUCAACCUGCGGAGAAAUUUUUUGACCCUAAUCAACGAGGGAAAGCCCUCCACCAAAAGCAAGUGCUUCAGAAAAGUCAGAGAAGUCAAACUGGGGAGACACUCUACAGAUGUACUCAAUGUGGAAAAGGGUUUAUCCAGAAAGCAAACUUAGUUGUACAUCAAAGAACUCACACUGGAGAGAAACCUUAUGAAUGCUGUGAAUGUGCAAAAGCCUUCAGCCAGAAGUCAACCCUCAUAGCACACCAGAGAACUCACACAGGGGAGAAGCCCUAUGAAUGUAAUGAAUGUGGGAAAACCUUUAUUCAGAAGUCAACUCUGAUUAAACAUCAACGAACUCAUACGGGAGAGAAACCAUUUGUAUGUGCCAAAUGUCCAAAAGCCUUUAAAAGUUCAUAUCAUCUUAUUAGACAUGAAAAAACACACAUUAGACAAGCAUUUUAUAAAGGUAUUAAAUGUACUACAUCCGGCCUUAUAUAUCAAAGGAUUCACCCAAGUGAGAAACCUGAGUGCAGUGAACAUGGGAAAACCUCUGAUGAGAAGCCUAGUCCCACUAAACAUCAGAUAACUCAUACAAAAGAGAAAAUUUACGAGUGUAGUAAAUGUGGGAAAAGCUUCAGAGGUAAGUCACACCUCUCUGUUCAUCAGAGAAUUCAUACAGGAGAGAAACCCUAUGAAUGUAGUAUAUGUGGGAAGACUUUCAGAGGGAAGUCACACCUCUCUGUCCAUCAUAGAACUCAUACAGGAGAGAAACCUUAUGAAUGCAGAAGAUGUGGGAAAGCCUUUGGGGAGAAGUCAACCCUUACUGUACAUCAGAGAAUCCAUACAGGAGAGAAACCCUACAAAUGCAACGAAUGUGGGAAAGCCUUCAGUGAGAAGUCACCACUGACUAAACAUCAGAGAACUCAUACAGGGGAGAGACCGUAUGAAUGCAGUGACUGUGAAAAAGCCUUCAGUAGGAAGUCAACUCUCAUAAAACAUCAGAGAAUUCAUACGGGAGAAAAACCUUACAAAUGUAGUGAAUGUGGGAAGGCCUUCAGUGUGAAAUCAACUCUCAUUGUGCAUCACAGAACUCAUACAGGAGAGAAACCUUAUGACUGCAGAGACUGUGGGAAAGCAUUCAGUGGGAAGUCAACUCUCAUUAAACAUCAGAGAAGUCACACAGGUGAUAAAAACCUAUGAAUAUACUUGAGAGUGGGACAAUUAUACUAGUAAUUAUACCUCAUUACAUGUCAAAUAAUUCGUCAUGGGGAGUAAUCUUAUAAGUAUCAAGAAUGUUGGAAACCCUUCAUAUGUUAAUAUUCAUUUAACUUAGUAAAAGGUACAGAAGUAUAAUUCCAGAGGUGUCAAUAAAUGUGAUCAAUUUUUUUCACCCAGAAUUCUUCACCCAGGAGUGAAAAUCUGUAUCUCAAAUAAUUCAAAAGGGCCAAAACUGAGUGUAGUGAUGUGGGAAAGCCUUCAGAAAGAAUGUAAAUGGCACUGUUUAUCAGAGUAUUUAUGCUGAGAAAAACUAAGAAUUUAGUGAGCCAUGGUGUGGUAGGUAGCUCACACCUGUAAUUCCAGCACUUUUGGGAGGCCAAGGUGGGCAGAUCACUUGAGCUCACAAGUUUGAGACCAGCCUGGGCAACAUGGUAAAACUCUCUACAAAAAAUACAAAAGUUAUCUGGGUGUGGUGGUGUAUGCCUGUAGUCCCAGCUACUUGGGAGGUUGAGGUAGGAUGGCUUGAGGCCAGGAGGUGGAGGUUGCAGUGAGCUGAGAUCACGCCACUGUACUCCAGCCUGGGUGUUACAGCCAGACCUUGUCAAAUAAAUAGACAAACACAAACUCUUGUUAUAAAUGAGAGGAAUCAUGCUCUAUAUUCUUUUUUUAAUAGAGACAGAGUUUUGCUAUGUUGCCCAGGCUGGUCUUGAACUCCUAGCUUCAAUUGAUCCUCCCACCUUUGCCUCCCACAGCACUCAGAUUAUAGAUAUGAGCCACCACACUUAGCAUAUUCUUUACCAAACAUUUUGUGGAAAAGGUAUAGAGGUGGCAAGCAAACACUCAAUUAUAAAUUUAAGAUAUGUUCACUGUGGAGUAGAUUAUGACGAUUUUUUUUUUGAGACGGAGUUUCACUCUCAUUGCCCAAGUUGGAGUGCAAUGGUGCAAUCUCAGCUCACUCCAACCUCUGCCUCCCAGGUUCAAGCGAUUCUCCUGCCUCAGCCUCCUAAGUAGGCUGGGAUUUCAGGCAUGCACCACCAUGUCCUGCUAAUUUUUUGUAGUUUUAAUAGCAACAGGGUUUCACCAUGUUAGCCAGGCUGGUCUCGAACUCCUGACCUCAGGUGAUCUGUCCGUCUUAGCCUCUCAAAGCACUGGGAAUACAAGUGUGAGCCAUGGCACCCAGCCUACUAUGACAUUUUUAAAAGAAUAGUAUAAAGCAUAAAAUAUCCUAUGUGGGUUAAACUCCCAGAUUAUUUUCCUAAACAAAUAAAAAAAUUGCUUCCUUAAAUAGGGUAAGAGAGGAUGAGUCAUCAGGAUCCCUGAAACAAAGAUCUCAAACAGGAGACCUUACAUAUAUUAUUCAUCAAUAUCUUCAGUGCAAAAACAAAGCCAUUACAGAAAGGGUGUAUAGUAAGUUUUUACAUACUUUCCUUAGGAACAGUACUUACAACUUAAAAUUCUCCAUGUUUUAAGAAAGAGUAAUUUUGUGGUGAAGCAAUAGAAGAUUUAAAAAUUUCAGAGCAUCUUCCAUAAGAGCAGUAUUAUUUAAAGUAGUGAAAAAAUAAGACAAUUUAAUAUCCAGUGAUAGCUGAUUAAAAAUUGAUAUGUCAAUUAGGUGAAAUAAUAUGCACCAAUUAAGACUAUUUGCAAAUUUGGGAAAAUGUUCAUGGUAAAUCAUUACAUAAAAAAUAUACAAAAAUAUACCAUAUGAUUGAUAUUGUAAAAACAUAAAGAAAGUAUAUGAACCAUUAUAUCAGUGAUUCUGGGUGGUUGGCUUAUAAAAAUUUUGAGAUGAGUAAAGUUAUAUGCACAUGUAUGUAUAAGUAUAAAUUUGUAUUUCAUCUAUUUUAGGUGAGUAUAUGUGUGUGUAUAAACACAUGGAACGAAAAGCUAGGUACAUCUGUGUAGUGUGGGUGGGGGGAGCUAGGAAAGAAAUACACCUAAUUCUUAAGUAAAUUGGCAUUUGAGUGUGGAGAUUAUUGAUGCAUAAAAAAGUUUUUGGAUGUAGUCCCCAGAAAUCACCAAUAAAGCAUAUCAUUUAAAGUG
Molecule: messenger RNA, 4017 nt
Organism: Saimiri boliviensis boliviensis (Bolivian squirrel monkey)
Lineage: Eukaryota; Metazoa; Chordata; Mammalia; Primates; Cebidae
Gene: ZNF674
Product: zinc finger protein 674
Biological process (GO): regulation of transcription by RNA polymerase II
Cellular component (GO): nucleus
Molecular function (GO): DNA-binding transcription activator activity, RNA polymerase II-specific; RNA polymerase II cis-regulatory region sequence-specific DNA binding
Source: RefSeq, a predicted model, not a curated record